Molecule: messenger RNA, 2914 nt
Organism: Ochotona princeps (American pika)
Lineage: Eukaryota; Metazoa; Chordata; Mammalia; Lagomorpha; Ochotonidae
Gene: C24H16orf96
Product: chromosome 24 C16orf96 homolog
Exons: 14
Coding region: 131-2899 (922 amino acids)
Source: RefSeq, a predicted model, not a curated record
GUGUCCAGGCAACCACAAACUGCUUUGUGUUCCACUGGCCUGGAAAGAGGACAUUCUUGUGUGACCACUGUGAUUCUGCUGCCUCCCCGAGGCACUUGUCCCAAAGGACGCCCAGCCCACCCAUGUCAGGAUGAGCUUCUCUCUCACAUUCAUGGAAUUGGCCAACAUCGCCAUCCCGCAGUGCGGGGUGGUGAACUUCAGGGCACUGCAUCUCCUGCUGCAGGGCAUCCUGGAGCAUAUCCACCUGGCCCACCUCUCGAAAGUCCUCUCUGGGGACGAAGACUUCCUCCAGGCCUCACAGGCCAUGUUCAUGCCCAGGGAAGGAGAUGCCCAGCCCAGCCUCAACCCCAUGAAGCGGCUUGGCAAUGUCUUCGACCAUGUGGUGGAUCGCCUUGACAGGUUGGAGAGCAAGAUGGCUGAACUUCAGGGCCAGCCCUCCACUGCACAGCUACUGGCGAGCAGCCAGGGCACUGGCCAGCCUGUCCAGGACCUGUGGCAACUGAUCAAGCUCCGAAAGAUAGUGGAGGGUAAUGAGGAAGUCUUGAACAAGUCCAUGAAGACGUUGCAGGACUUGCUCACUGAUAUUUGUGCACUCAAGGCCACCACAGAAACUCUGAGGAAGGAUGUGGACAUGCUGAAGAACAUGUUUGGAGAGUUCCCUCCGGAAAGUCUGGGUUUCUUGCUUGAAGACCUGAGUGCGCAGAACCAGAAGAUGAGCCUGCUAUGGCGAGAAUUGAUUUCUGUCCAGCACAAGAUCAGUACCAUCCCAAAACGCGAGGACAUGGUGCUGUGGAGCAGCCUCCACGAGGCCAUGUUUACCCCAAAAACUGCUGCUGCACUCCAGCUGGAGCUGUCUGACACAUGGGACAUCCCGGAUGAUCUCCUAGGCAGUGGCCCCGUGCAGCCUGAGCACCUUGAAGCUGCCCGCCACGACCUCGUCCCACAGCCUGGCCAAGACCCCAUGCUCUUACAGACCACCUCGCAAUAUGAGGCCCCAGAGCUCCUACCAGAGCAAGAGUCUGACUACCAGGUUCCUCUUAGCAGUGUCCUGGGGCCAGACCAGUCUCAAGUUCCUAGGUCUGGACCUGCCCCAGGCACUUGGCCACUACCACCGGGAUGGUUUCUGCCAUCAGGAGGUGGGCCCAGAGCUGACACUUUGCCUGCCUUGGCCUCAGGCUUAUUCCAGUCCCGCCCAGUCCCACUAGAACUGCUGCAGCCGCCUCCAUCCCAGCUCUCUAGGGCUCCACCCCCAGCCACUGAGUUGGGUUCUGCAUGGCCUCGUCCAGUGCAGCCCUACCACCCUAGCCAGCUGGAGGCCCACCAGCUCCCCACUAUCAGGGAGAGACAGGGUGAAUUUCCUGCCCACUAUGUGACAGACUCUGAGGGUGAGACUCACAAGAAAAAGGCUGUCAAGAAAGUGCCCCCGAAGGUCCCCCCAUCGCCCACGCAGCCGGCGAGAACAACUGCUGCCUUUGCUGCAGCUGCAGCUGCAGCUUAUGCAGCUGCAGCCGCCAAGGCCGCAAGGUCCGCUGCCAGGGGAGUCAGGGAUAUCAGGGACGUCAAGGAUGUGCCAGCCACCAAACUUGCUGCUGCCGCUUCAGCAACAGCUGCAGCUGGACCCUUCCAUGCAUAUGCAGAUGUUCUGGGUGCAGGGUCAUCCCGCGGGGCAACAGGCUCCCUGGCCUUCAGUGACGAUAGUGAAGAGCUGGAAGACUCAGAGAUGGUCUCUCCCCUGUAUCAAGCUGAAACAGCCCUGCUCCAAGCUAUGCAGGCCAUGUCCCCUGACGACAAGAGGAGGGCCGUCAAGAAGUCCCUGGGCCACAUAGCCCAGGUUUCUGUCAGGCAUGACUCCCUGAAAGAAGAGUUCUCAAGGUUAUCCAGUGAACUUCAGCAGCGCUUGAUGUAUCUAGCUAAGAUGAGUGACACUUCCAAGCUUGGAUCAGCCAUGAACACACUGCAGGAGAAGGUCAGCAGCCUUCAGAAAUCCAGGCUGAAGGAGAAGGAGCUCGAGCAGAUUUGGGGCCACCAAAUUGAGGACAUAAAGAGUCACUACCUGGUGCUGGGCAGUACCGUGGACAAGUUGCAGUUCCGCCUGGAUGACUUCAAGACUCUGCAGGCUCAAGUCAAAAUGCUGGACUUGAACAAGGUGAACAAAAGCACCAUGGAGCAGGAGCUGAAGGAGAAAGCCGACAGGAGUGCCCUGGCAAGCAAGGCCAGCCGGGCUGACCUGGAGACGGUGGUGAUGGAGCUGAAUGAGAUGAUCCAGGGUGUGCUUCUCAGGGUUGUAAGCCAGGAGGAAGACUGGAAGAAGUCUGUGGAGCAGCUGAGGAAGGAUAUGGCCACCAAGCUAAUCCAUAGUGACCUGGACACACUAAAGAAAGACAUGGAAGAGAUAUGGACGGUCAUUGCGAAGCUGCUGAUCGAGGGCCUCCGAUUCGACCCCGACAGUGCUGCCGGCUUCAGGAAGAAACUGUUUGAGCGGGUGAAAUGCAUUUCUUGUGACCGGCCGGUAGAGAUGAUGAACAGCCCGCAAUUGAUCACCAUCCGCAAGGCCCAUCGGCUGGCGCAGCUCCGGCCAGCCAGUGCCAACAGCUAUGAGUACCUGCAGCGGCAGCUGAUGAGGUAUCAGCAACUGCAGUUACAGGAAGAAGGUCUGGACACCUUGGGCUCCAAGAGGGACUGGGGUGAUGGCCCCCAAAAUGAUGCCACCAGCAGGUUCCAAUCCAGUGACCUUUCCACGCUCUACCCCUACGGGGACCCCCAAGUGAUGGACUAUGACACCGCUGAGGUAGACAUCCUGGGUGUGGACGGCAUCCUAUAUAAAGGCCGGAUGACCAGCCAAAGUGGGGCUCGGGUCACAGCCAACGUGGAAAAGGAGCAGGCAGGGGAGUGGUGUUAGACCCUCCUAGGCACC